Neogale vison (American mink) is the source of this 3085-nucleotide messenger RNA. RefSeq names its product solute carrier family 22 member 10-like. The record is from RefSeq and is a predicted model, not a curated record. Gene Ontology annotation, molecular function: transmembrane transporter activity. The transcript is spliced from 11 exons. Lineage: Eukaryota; Metazoa; Chordata; Mammalia; Carnivora; Mustelidae. Gene Ontology annotation, biological process: transmembrane transport. Bases 146 to 1834 code for a protein of 562 amino acids. Gene Ontology annotation, cellular component: membrane.
GGGAUACUCUUUCCACAGCUCUGUUGUAGGAAUGAUUGAUAAGAAACUGGCACUGGCUUAGUGUGAAUUAAUAAAAGGAAACAGUUUUCUCCCUUUGAAUUUAUCUCUUUAAAGUCUUCUCUUAAGGAUCGCCUGUUCACACUCAAUGGCUUUUCAGGAGCUCUUGGAUCAAGUUGGUGGCCUGGGGAAAUUCCAGAUCCUUCAGAUGGUUCUAAUUGUUCCCUUUUUGGUGAUGACAGCAUGUCAAAUGUUUUUGGAGAACUUCACUACAGCCAUUCCUGGUCAUCGCUGUUGGGUGCACACCCUUGACAACGACACAGUUUCUGAUAAUGAUAGUGGGAUCCUUAGCCCUGAUACCCUCCUGAGAAUCUCCAUCCCACUGGACUCAGACUUGAGGCCAGAGAAAUGUCACCGCUUUAUCCAUCCCCAGUGGCAGCUUCUUCAUCUGAAUGGAAGUGUCACCAACAUGACUGAGCCAGACAAAGAGACCUGUCUAGAUGGCUGGGUAUAUGACCAAAGCUCCUUCCCUUCCACCAUCGUGACUGAGUGGGAUCUAGUAUGUAAUUAUCAGUCACAGAAAUCAGUUGUUCAAUCCCUAUUCAUGGCUGGAAUGCUGGUGGGAGGCCUCAUAGGUGGUCAUCUCUCAGACAGGUUUGGGAGAAAGUUGAUUCUCAGGUGGUGUCUCCUACAGCUUACCAUCGUUGGGACCAGUGCAGCUUUUGUUUCCAACUUUCACAUUUACUGCUUACUCCGCUUCUUGUCUGGCUGUUCUUCCAUCAUCAUCCUGGCAAAUGAUGGUAUGCUCAUCACAGAGUGGAUAAGGCCUCCAUCUAGAGUAAUGGCAAUAACAGUGAUAUCCUGUGCCUUCAGUGUGGGACACAUACUCUUGGGAGGACUGGCAUUUGUCUUUCGAGAGUGGCGCACUCUGCAGCUGGUGGUGUCUGUACCUUUCCUUGUCUUCUUUUUCUCUUCCAGGUGGCUGGUGGAAUCUGCUCGGUGGCUGAUUAUCAACAAUAAACCAGAGGAGGGCUUAGAGGCACUAAGAAAAGUUGCAUACACAAAUGGAAUGCAGAAUGCUGGAGAUGCCCUGACAAUGGAGGGUUUGAGAUCCAGCAUGCAGGACGAGCUGGAGGCAGCACAGACCAAAGUUACCAUUUGGGAUUUGUUCCACACCCCCAUCCUGCGUAAGAGAACCUGUAUCCUAUUAUUUGUGAGAUUUGCAAUCACAAUACCCUUUUAUGGCAUCAUGAUCAAUCUACAGCACAUUGGGAGCAAUAUUUUCCUGUUCCAGGCGAUCUUUGGGGUCCUCACUGCCGUUAUCCGAUGUCUUCCUCUUUUAGUACAGAAUCAUAUGGGCCGUCGAACAACCGAGGCACUUUUCAUGUUCCUGGUGGGACUUUCUGUUUUGGUCAACACGUUUGUGCCCCAAGAAAUGCAGACCCUGCGUGUGGCUUUGGCAAGCGUGGGAAUCAGCUGUGCUGCUGCUUCUGUCACUAGUUUUGGUGUCCACAUUUUUGAGCUCAUCCCCACAGUCCUCAGGGCACGAGCUUUAGGAUUAGAAACAGUGGCUAGUAGGUGUGGGGCAACGCUGGCUCCCCUCUUGAUGAUGCUAAUGGAGUAUUUUUCCAUUUUGCCCUGGAUCAUCUACGGAGUCUCGCCCAUUAUUGCUGGUCUUGCUGUCUUCUUCCUACCUGAAACAAAAAAUCUGCCUCUGCUUGACACCCUCCACGAUGUGAAAAAUAACAAAGAAUUCUCAAGAAAGGCACUGCUCACUUCACUCCUCAAGGUCUCCUCACUUCAACUUGUGGAAGCCCGACAGCAUCCCCAACUCUGACCCCUCGUGCCUCCGGCUCUCCUCUCCUUAGACCCUUCCUUCAAGCAAGCUGUUGUGCCUGCUGAUGUAUCCUUUUGGGGACACCAGAGCUAAGGACAGGGAUCACCCAAAGGCUUCCCGAAUUUCACCUCCCACCGUGAAAAAAACUCUGACUACCCUGGCCUCACCCACACGAGGCUCUGCUCUGUGAGACUGGAAACUCCACAGAGUCAGGGGUAGGAACGGUAGGAUACCAAGUAGGAUGCCGAUCCCAUUCUGUCUGUGCCUUUUGAAACUGCCACGUGCCCCCUAGUAGAACCCUGUGGACUUGGCCAUGUUGUGUGAAGUACCUUUUCUCCAUGUUGUGCUUGGGACUCAAGUCAAUGAAUGUGGUUGCUCACUUUCUCAGGAAAUGUGAAAGUGGAAAUGCCAAGUGAAUCCUUGAGACUCACUGGCCAUCUUGCUAUCUUUCUAGGUAAGUGUACAGUCUGGCUUUAGAGGAGGUCCAGGUUCCAUAUCCAGUCGUUUCUCCUCCAACUUAGAACACUGCCUCUCAUGUGUGUGUACUCGCCGCUGAGAACCCAGCUACUUACGUCAGUGAGGGGAAAGUGGCAGAGGAGAACCUCACUUCUUACUCUGACCUUUACACCCAAACUCUGCCUUUCUCCUGUUGCUCAGCAUGGCCUUCUCCUGCCCAAAGCCAACCCCUUCAUUUUCACAAGGGGUCUCGCUUCCUCAUCUCUGCUCAACGACUUGACUGCCAUCAUCUUUCUUUUGCUACAAAACUCUCAUGAGUCAUUCUGCUUCCUGUUCUCCCUCCUGUCCCAUUCUUUGUAUUUAAAAAUUCUUAACUAUGGAACUUAUUUAUGGACAGAAGACAGUUUUAAAGAGGCAUUCAUAUGUACACCACCAAAAUGAAACUGAUAUUGCCUGUUUGCUGGGCGGUGUUGGUACAGAGCUUUCCUUAAGAAAGGAGGAGGGUUCUGAUCCUGGGGAAGAUGCACUGCAUCCGGUCUCUUUAACGGAAUGCAUCUUAAAAACAAGAAAGAAGGCAAGGGGUGACUAUUUUAGACUGUGAAAAGUAUAUUCUAUUAACAUAUUAGUAUGGGUGGCUCACUCAGGUGUCCAACUCUUGAUUUUGGUGCAGGUCAUAAUCUCAUGGUUGUGAGAUCGAGCCCUGCUCUGGGCUCUGUGCUGGGUGUGCUUGAGAUCCUCUUACUCCCUCCACUACCCCUCCCCCCAUAAACACAUAAAUAAAAUCUUUCAAAAACA